AUGUAUCAAAUCGCGGACAAGUACAACGUUCCUGGGCUCAAGGACCUGGUAAUAGAGAAGUUUCGCAGAUCCUGCGGUCACUUCUGGGAUGACGAUCUUUUCCCUGCUGCGGUGCGCCACGUCUUCUCUAGCACACCUUACCACGAUAAAGGCUUACGCGAUCUCGUCAGUGCCACGCUCAGCGAUCAUCUCGACUUGUUGCACAAGCCUGAGAUAGAGGCUUUGGUCGUCGAAUUCAACGAUUUGGCCUACGGUUUGCUGAAGAACAAGUCGGGAGCGGGUUGGCUAUAUAUCAAAAGUGGUAUCUACAUGAGGCAAUAG
Molecule: messenger RNA, 321 nt
Organism: Alternaria arbusti
Lineage: Eukaryota; Fungi; Ascomycota; Dothideomycetes; Pleosporales; Pleosporaceae
Exons: 2
Coding region: 1-321 (106 amino acids)
Source: RefSeq, a predicted model, not a curated record